Molecule: messenger RNA, 1458 nt
Organism: Acanthosepion pharaonis
Lineage: Eukaryota; Metazoa; Mollusca; Cephalopoda; Sepiida; Sepiidae
Source: the annotation of a GenBank genome assembly
AUGUUUGUUACUGUUUCCCCAUCGGUGCUGUUCUUAAGUCUUUCUCUUCCUUUUCCUGUCUCUCUUUCUUUCUUUCUUUCUUUCUUUCUUUCUUUCUUUCUUUCUUUUUCUUUCUCUCUUUUUCUUUCUUUCUUUCUUUUUCUUUCUUUCUUUCUUUCUUUUUCAUUCUCUCUUUCUCUCUUUCUUUCUUUCUUUCUUUCUUAUUUUACUUUCUUUAUUCCUUGUUCAGCCAUUUUAUUUCUUACGGUUUUUUCUUUGUUAUUCAAUUUUCUUUUCUGUUUUCUUUAUCGUUCACAUUUCUUUUCUUCUUCGCUCAGUUUUCCUUUUUUUAUUUCAUUGUCGUUCAAUUUUCUUUAUUUCUUUCUCAUUCAGUUUUGUCUCUUUGUCUUUUUUCUUUUCUUCGUCGCUGAGUUUUCUUUCUUUUUCUUUCAUUGUGCUUGUUCUACAUCUGUUCGUCGUCCCUUCCCACUCAUUCACCCUUGCACCUAUCAACCCCCCUCUUCUCCCUCUAUUUCUCUUUUCCCUUAUUUCCAACCCAACUUAUUUUCUUUACGUCUUAUUUCCUUUCUGUUUGAGUCUCUUUUACUCUACUCUUUAAUCUUUCUACUUCUUUCUUUUUACCAUCAUCUCUCCUCUCCUCCUCCUUCUCUCUCUCCUCUCCUCCUUCUCUCUCUCCUCUCCUCCUUCUCUCUCUCUCUCUCUUUCUCUCUCUCUCUCUCUCGAGCGCGAUUUAUUCGCAAAAUUUUAAUUUUCUCUGCCUUCCUUUCAUUUUUUUUCCUUAUUUCUACGAACGUUUUCUUUUCUUCUACUAGAUGUUUGUUGUUUUUUUUCUUUUCGGCAUUUCUUUUUCUUUUUUUCUUCUUUUUUCUCCUAAUUUACAUCUGCUUCACUUCUUUUACUCGUUAUUAUUUUAUUCAAGUUUCCUUUUUUUUUUCUUCUUCAAAGUCUUUCUCUCAGCUUGUCGCCAUUUUCCCUAAUUUCUCCUCUUUUUUUAGUAAUUCUUUCUUCACCAGUUCUUCCUUUUUUUUUUUACAAACUCUUUCUUUCUUUACUAAUUCGUUCAUUAUUUUUUUUAUUAAUUUCAUGAUUCUUUCUUUUUUUAACAAGUCUGUCUAUAAUUCUUUCUUUCUUUCUUUAUUCAUGUUCAACUUUUUCUUUUUUCUUCAAUCUUUUUUCUCUUUAUUCAUUUUCCUUCUCUCCUUCAUUUCCUUUCUUAGUUCCCGGAUUGUUUACGUUUUCUUUUUACGUAAGUUAGUUUAUCACUAUAUUUUACCUCUUUUAUGUUUCUUUUUUCUUUUUCCUCUCAGCGCGGUUCUUUUUGACUCAGAUUUUUUUUUGUCAGUGACUUUUCCACACCAGAUCCUUAACUUCGCCCGGGCAAGUGUGUGGUCAGGUCUGGGGUGGAGCGUAAGCCUAGAGGCAAGCCCCUCCUUGACUUCCAAACGAAAUCGCACAUGA